UGCCACUUUCGUACAGUCUGUUCACCCCUGAUGGUACAACUGCUCCCAUCUUCAGACUCACUGUGGAAGAGAACAGAGAGGUGUGCCUGGAUCCAGACUUGGAGCAGGGCCAAAAGCUGCAGCACUGCUGGAAGAGCCAUGACAUGAAUGUAGCAAAAACCAAGACGUGCUUAAGGAGGAAGACAAUCCACUAAGCUGACCAAACAAGCCAUCAACGGAACACAGAAUUGUACACAUAAUACAGCAAUAUCCCAUGCAGCACAAUACUCUAGACAUGCUACUGAUACGAUAUGCUUGUUGCACCACACUGAGUCCUGCAUGCAGUUCUGGGGACCACACUAUAAGAAAGAUAUAGAGGUCCUGGAAAAGGUUCAGAGAAGUAAAAAAAGAUAAAGAUUCUGAGGAUAGACUAAAGACACUGAGCUUAGUAAAAGGAAACUUAGGAGGGAUUUGAUUAUUAAUCCCUUGAAUGAAUUUUAAAAGCCUCAAAGGGAACUAUAUGCGAUUCUUCAGGGUGAGUUCGGGAAGCAGAACUGGAGGAUAAACAAUCGGAACAGAAAGCUGUGUUGAAACAGCGCUUUUCUGAGAAAACGACAAUUCCGCUGAAUAUGCGCAAUCAGGAAACGUUCGUGUUAAUGUAUAUAUAGGAGCAAGGGAAACCAGACUGACAUUGUUCGGUUACAGCGUGCAGUCAACACUCCAUCAUGCCCAGCAGCAGAAUCUGCGCAGUGUUCAGCUCGCUGCUCCUCCUCGGGGUCGCGUGGACAGGCGGAGAUAUUAUAGGAGUCGAGCCGGAUGGAGUCAUUGAUUAUGGUGAAGCCGGCAUGCCCGGGUGGCGGCCAAGAUGCGAGUGCGUGCAAACGGCCGAAUGGGUGAAACCGGUGAGACGCAUCACUAAGAUCGCGGUUCAGGAGCCAAGCUGGUAUUGCAGCCGGACAGAGAUCAUACUCACUGUGGAAGGGAACAGAGAGGUGUGCCUGGAUCCAGACUCGGAGCAGGGCCAAAAGCUGCAGCACUGCUGGAAGAGCCAUGACAUGAACGUAGCAAAAACCAAGACGUGCUUAAGGAGUAAGAAGAUGAUCCACUAAGCUGACCACACAAGCCAUCAACGGAGCACAGAAUUGUACACAUAAUACAGCACAAUACUCUAGACAUGCUACUGAUACGAUAUCCUUGCUGCACCACACUGAGUCCUGCGUGCAGUUCUGGGGCCCACACUAUAAGAAAGAUAUAGGGGUGCUGGAAAAGGUUCAGAGAAGGGCAACCAGAUUGAUUCCAUGUAUAAAAGAUAAAGGUUAUGAGGAUAGACUAAAGAUACUGAGCUUAGUAAAAGGAAACUCAGGAGGGGUUUCAUUAUUAAUCCCUUGAAUGAAUUUUAAAAGCCUCAAAGUGAACUAUAGGCGAUUCUUCAGGGUCAGUUCGGGAAGCAGAACUGGAGGAUAAAUUCUGCAGAUACUUGGAUGUUUUUUUUCCCCCACAGAGAGAGUGGUCACCGUGUGGAAUAGCUUGCCAGGACAUGCACAGGAACACUGGGGGUUUUUUAAGACCAGGCUUGAUACGGUGCUAGAUACUAUAUAGGCUUCAUGUAAACUAAGCAGUACUUACGUGCUAGUGGUAAGAAAAGGUGAGCAUUGCAGGGCUGAAUGGUCUGUUCCUGUCCUUAUGUUAUUUUACUGUUGCCCUUUUAAUAUAAGCUGAAAUUAAACACUGCAUGCACAUGCCAUUUUUGUACCUGUAUUUUAUGCAUACAAAUAAAAAAAUCUAAAGCAAA
Conger conger (European conger) is the source of this 1771-nucleotide messenger RNA. RefSeq names its product C-X-C motif chemokine 5-like. The coding region runs from base 705 to 1088 and encodes 127 amino acids. The record is from RefSeq and is a predicted model, not a curated record. Gene Ontology annotation, molecular function: chemokine activity; CXCR chemokine receptor binding. The transcript is spliced from 5 exons. Gene Ontology annotation, biological process: inflammatory response; antimicrobial humoral immune response mediated by antimicrobial peptide; neutrophil chemotaxis. Gene Ontology annotation, cellular component: extracellular region. NCBI's taxonomy places the organism in Eukaryota, Metazoa, Chordata, Actinopteri, Anguilliformes, Congridae.